This is a messenger RNA of Sinocyclocheilus grahami, 2221 nucleotides long. Its product is annotated as spermatogenesis-associated protein 7 homolog. Gene Ontology annotation, biological process: microtubule cytoskeleton organization; photoreceptor cell maintenance. The record is from RefSeq and is a predicted model, not a curated record. Lineage: Eukaryota; Metazoa; Chordata; Actinopteri; Cypriniformes; Cyprinidae. The transcript is spliced from 13 exons. Gene Ontology annotation, cellular component: rod photoreceptor outer segment; photoreceptor distal connecting cilium; ciliary basal body. The coding region runs from base 1 to 1953 and encodes 650 amino acids.
AUGAGCACACCUUUCCCUAUCAGAGCGAAAUCAAGCGAUCCUAACAGUGUGUGCACAGCUCGGAGAGACCAGGAGUUGACAUGCUCGCUGCUCUCGGAGUGUCAACAUCUCACUCUCAUCAGCUUCUCACUGGCAUCACUCAGAGGAAAGCAAACACAGCGCUUGCCUUUGUUUCAGCGUCUCAUGCUUUGUGAGUUUCUCAUCAUGGACACUAAGCCGGGUUACAGUCUUGGCUCGUCUGGCAAACUGAUGAAUCAAUACAUGAUUAAAGACCACAUGCUGUCACAUUACAGAAAGCUGUAUUCAGCCAAAGCUGUCGUGGACUGUUCGGUGCCUAAAAGCAUGUACAGCAAUGUCAAAUAUGUUGAUCAAAAGCGCCGUGAGCAGUUAAGGAAAGACACUCGAAGUCAGUCUGGAAGAUCCGCUUCCCAGAGGAGCUCUAGUAUAAACUCAAGAACUUCCCGUUCUUCUAAGAAUAACAGACCCUCUGUUCAGGGUGACGACAGUGCCUAUCAUUGCCUGGACCAAUCGCUGAUGUCUUCACCCAGGAUCAACACCUCAUUCCACUCCAAACAAAUCGCAUAUCCAUCCCCUGCGAACCAUUUCCCAUCCGCCUCAGAGCUGACGUACCAAAGCCCAAACGCUCACUGGCAUCCCGCGGGUCUGUCCUGUGCCACGUCCGCCAGUCAGAGAGGAUACAGAAGCUUUCAGGAUCCCACACAGAAGACCUACAGCGGAGACGUUCUGCUGAAACACACUCAACGCUUCACUCAGGAGGAACCCUUCACCCCGAGAACGCUCAAAUCAGACCAGAAGUCCACGCUCUUACAAUACCGCUAUUACACACCUCCACGGAGGAAAGCUGAGGAGGAGAAAUCCUCCUCUAAAAUCAUUCAACAGGAGACGUACCACAGGAGCACACGGUCCAAACGAGGCUUUUCUCCACAGCUCGAGUCCCAGGCAUUUACUCUUGAUCACGAGUGGUCGGAUGAAGAAACAGCUUCAUUUAGACAUCACGGCAAGACAAACAGGUUUAGAGAUAGUGAAUUUCUUCUCUCAACCUCCAGGAUUUCACCAGAAGGCAUGAGGUCUCCCAUAAUGAGAAAGGUUUCAGCAGAGGAGGAGGAAUUAAUGUACCUGGAGUUCAUUACAGACGUGACGAAUGAGAUCUUAACACAGGGCCUUUAUUCUGACAGGGUACUGAAGAGAGUAUUUGAACGUUACAUUGAUAUGAACAAACAUCGAUUAGAUGAGAACAAAAUGCGCCACCUUCUAGACAAUCUGCAGGAGGACCUGCAAAGUCCCCCUGCUGCCGCCAUCAGUCAGACGCUGCCAUCAGAUGAUCUGCUUCGUAAAGUGUUUAACGAGGACGUGAGUUCUGCUGUAGCGUCCACACCUGUGCGUCACAGUCGAGCCGGUCUGGAGGAAGUCGACGUGGAGUUCAGUCGUAACGAAGGCAGCGAGAUCUCCCUGAAUGAUCCCAGAAACACUGAAGACGAUAAUGAAGUGUCACAGCAGGUUGAUGAACUUGGGAAAAUCAUGGCGGAGUCUUUAAGUGUGUCAGAAACUCAACAGCAAAACAAAAUGCGCCACCUUCUAGACAAUCUGCAGGAGGACCUGCAAAGUCCCCCUGCUGCCGCCAUCAGUCAGACGCUGCCAUCAGAUGAUCUGCUUCGUAAAGUGUUUAACGAGGACGUGAGUUCUGCUGUAGUGUCCACACCUGUGCGUCACAGUCGAGCCGGUCUGGAGGAAGUCGACGUGGAGUUCAGUCGUAACGAAGGCAGCGAGAUCUCCCUGAAUGAUCCCAGAAACACUGAAGACGAUAAUGAAGUGUCACAGCAGGUUGAUGAACUUGGGAAAAUCAUGGCGGAGUCUUUAAGUGUGUCAGAAACUCAACAGCAAGUGUCUGAACAGGAGCAGACGAGAGGAGACAUCAGUGAUGAUGAGUUUUAACUCAGUGAAAUGUUUGCAAAAGCACAAUGCUUUUUCUAUUUAUGACACUAAUUAUUUGCAGUUUCUGCAGAAUUUCAGAUUUCUGUUUUGUUUACUGUUAUUUUAUUUGUAAAAAAAUUUUUUUUACAGAAAAGCCAUGUGUGUUUUCAAUGAAGUGAUGAUUAUGCAGUAUUUUCAGCAUGCUAUGUGCAGUAUUCAGUACUUUAAUUAACUUUUCUGCUCUUAAUUUGUGUGUUUAUUGGUUAUGUAGUCCGGUUAUGAUUCAAAA